Molecule: messenger RNA, 696 nt
Organism: Trichoderma atroviride IMI 206040
Lineage: Eukaryota; Fungi; Ascomycota; Sordariomycetes; Hypocreales; Hypocreaceae
Source: RefSeq, a predicted model, not a curated record
UUUCUUUUUUUCCCGGUACGUAGUCGGUGAUGUUUCUGUGUUCGAGUCGUGUAGGACUCUGCUCUUGGCGACUUCCAACCAUACACGCCGUGCUACCAUACAGUAUGACAUGGCACCGAUUGCUCACACGCUUCACGUGCCGGUAUGAGUCUUCCACUACCCUAUCAUUGCCUCUCGUGGCCCCCAAAAAUGCAUGUCUUAGACAAGGCAGUAUAAUCCGCAUAUGUGUGCGCUACUCUCGGCCAAAGUAUCAUACUGUAGUGGUGGUGGUGUCUGUAAGCUGCUCCACGCAGCCGCGGGGUGGUGGAGAUGGCGGUGUAAAUGAAGGUUGUGUUUCAGGCACCAGGCCCUUGGGACAUGAUGGUGUAUACUUAUUGGAGCAGAACUGAGCGGUCCUUUUUUUUUAACCAGUCGAUGUGUGCAGGUAAGUUUACCCAAUUAGGUCGCAAUGCGAUAUGAUACGUAGACUUUUAGCGAUGGAGUUUGUUAUGAGUGUGAGCCAAGCAACCUGGUUAGUUGGAUGUCUGGGAACACGUGAGGUCAAGUGCCGGCUGCCUCCGCAUUUCCUCACGGCGCACAUGCCUUGUCCUUGGCCGUCUUUUCGGGGCGACUAUGCUGGUUUGAAUCUCUGAAGAGCGACCAUGGGGAGGGAACGGAACAAGAGGGUCGGUGGUGGCCGGGUUGUGAGGCCGCCUC